This is a messenger RNA of Hypoxylon trugodes, 509 nucleotides long. RefSeq lists its product as uncharacterized. The transcript has a single exon. The record is from RefSeq and is a predicted model, not a curated record. Lineage: Eukaryota; Fungi; Ascomycota; Sordariomycetes; Xylariales; Hypoxylaceae. The coding region runs from base 185 to 409 and encodes 74 amino acids.
GGCAAAAUCCUCUGGUAGCGGACGAGGAGCGAGUUCUUUGUCCUGCCUAGGGAAUUGUUCAUCAUGUAUUCUAUGAUGUUCUCUGUAGGAGAGGAGUAGGGAGUUGAGUUGGAGAGAUAUUAGUUUCCAGGGGAUUAUCUUCUCAAUGAAGGACGUUGAACUUAGGUAAUGCGUGAGGUGAAAUAUGAAACGCGUACAUGGUCGGUUAGACCACCUAAGAGAGCAUUGCAGAAACUAUCACUUAGAGGACAUUCCCCGUCAAAGAGCAGUAUAUCCGGAGAAGCAUCGGAUUGAUCGUUGCAGUGUCUAUAGCUGGUGGCGGUGCGCUAAAUGUCUUCGGCGAGUAAAUGGUAGCUGGACAUGUCUAGAGUGGAAUACGGUAUGCGACUGUUUCAGGAAAGAACUUUAAGCCAAACUGGGCCAUAAAAUAGGUGUUAUUUCUGAUAGUUAUUUAGAUUGCUCAAUACUUUUCCAUGUCUAUUGUUUAGAAACUGAUUGGGAUAUCUAAC